AUGGCUUCCAAUAUUCUCUUUCUUCCUUUUCGGAAGUCCCAUUCCGUCAACCUCACCGAAGCCAUAAAGCAGUAUAUAUCCUCCAAAUAUGACCAGCAUCCGGACAUGUUCAAGCCCGACCUGGAGACCAUUGAAAAGCUGCGGUCGACCGCCGUACACGCGCAGGAGCCGCACCCAAGCAACAUACCCAAGCUACAGCAGUAUGCAGCACAGCUCGUAUGGCUGAGUGGGAAGUUCCCCGUCGACAUUGGCGUCGAGUUCCCAUGGUACCCGGCUUUGGGAUACAAUACGAGUCGGCCUGUGUCGCGCAACAAUCUUCGUUACGAGCUUGCGAACGUCAUGUUCAAUCUCGCCGCUAUGUACUCCCAGCUGGCCAUGUCAUCGAAUCGAAGUACGCCAGAUGGCUUGAAGGUGGCCGCCAAUAACUUCUGCUUGGCUGCUGGUGUCAUCUCACAUCUGAGAAACACAGUGCUGCCUGAGCUCCGAACCGAGCCUCCUGAAGACAUGGACCUUAUGACGCUGGAUUGUCUGGAGAAGCUCAUGCUGGCUCAGGGCCAGGAGUGCUUCUGGCAGAAGGCUGUCAAGGACGGGUUGAAAGACGCAACCAUCGCCAAGCUCGCCGCUCGAGUCUCAGACCUGUACAACGAAGCGUGCGAGGCAGGCAUACAGUCUGAUUCUGUCAGCAGCGAGUGGAUACACCAUAUGACGGCCAAGCAUCACCACUUCGCCGCCGCCGCUCAAUACCGGGCCGCUUGUGAUUGCUUAGAGAAGCGCAAGUACGGCGAGGAGGUUGCAAGAUUGAGGGACAGUCUCACGUGUGUGAACGAGGCUCUCAAGGAACAACGGUACAUCAACAAGCUUGUGCUGGCUGAUCUCAACGGUCUCAAGAACAGGGUCAGCGAGGAUCUGAAGCGAGCUGAAAAGGACAACGACAUGAUCUACUUGCUACCCGUCACACCCAAAGCCGAACUAAAGAUACUCGACCGAGCCAACAUGGUCGUCUCUCGAGUACCCAAGGAGAUUGCUGAAUCGAACGCACUGCUGGGAGAGAAGGGCGAGCUUGGUCCAGCUCUCUUUUCCAAGCUGGUACCUUAUUCCGUGCACCUGGCAGCGAGCAUAUACGUCGAUCGUCGUGAUCGAUUGGUCAACACCACCAUCGUUGAGGAGCUCGAGAACCUCACGGCUCAAAUCCACGAGGUGCUUCGCAGCCUCAACCUGCCUGGAUCUCUUCAAGCUCUCGAGAAGCCUCUAGGACUACCACCAGGCCUGAUGGCUCACGCAGAAGAGAUUCGACAGCAAGAUGGUAUCCAUCGCCUAGAACGGUCAAUGGAAGACACCAAAAAACUCAUGUACAGUGAUCAAGCCGUGUACAGUGAGGGUGUAGACAUUUUGAAAUCAGAAGCCGUGGAGGACGAGAAUGCACGGCGACGAUACGGAACUGCUCUGUGGACUCGGUCGCCUGCAGAACAAGCCGCACCGAAGCUCUACGCGCAGAUCAAGGAGAUCGAUGGCUACUUCAAGGCUGCUGCAAACAGCGACAACAUCGUCAAGACCAAGUUGAGGGAGAACGAGCACUUCAUCAGACUACUUGGUGGGCCUGAUCACGAUCUCGAAAACUACGUACCGAGCGGUCGCAGGCCAGCUAUCACAGGGGACGUUGAGCGAGAAGCUGGCAAGCUGCGCGGCUGCUUCAACGAAGUCAGCCGUUUGGAAAGCAGAAGGCGGCGAAAGAUUGAGGCUCUGCGAACGAAAGCGAAGCAAGACGACAUCAACCCAGAGUUGCUGCGCGAAGCGGCUCGCUUGGAACGGGAGUAUCCCAUGCAAACCAUUGAGGCUGUACAGUUUGAAGGGCUCUUUGAUAGGCGGCUGCAGAUGUACGACGUUGACCAGGACAUGGUCCAGGAAGAAGGGAAAGAACAGAUCGAGGCGAUCAAGCGGCUGCAAGAUGCCAACGCGUCCUUUUUGAUUGCUCGCCGGGGCGAUCAAUCGACGAGACAGCGUGAACAAGCGCUGCAAAACCUGGAGAAUGCGUACUUCAAGUACAAGGAAAUCAUCUCGAACUCUGAUGUAGGCCGGAAGUUCUACAACGAUCUCGCCAAGAUUGUCAACCGGUUCCGCGACGACGCACGCAGCUUUGCUUACCAACGAAAAUCCGAGGCAUCGCAGAUGGAGAGCGAUCUGGCUACUCGCAUGAGCUCCUUGAACCUCCAGCAAGCCACCUCCAACUCACUGCAGCAGCAAAAGAAGGCCGAUGCGCAAAACCCGCAGUAUGGUGCGGAAGCGCACGCCGAGACGCCUCUGACGGCCCCGAAGCCGACAAGAGCAAGCGUGCCUCCAGGUGGAAUGUGGACGCCCGAUGUUGGGAUCAAAUUUGGCAGUGGUGGCGUUCCUACCUCUUCAGGCAACGCGCGACCAACCAAUGGCCCUGCGCAAGACGGGCGUUGGGAUCCUACCAAGGGGCUGAAAUUUGCUUAA
This is a messenger RNA of Ascochyta rabiei, 2475 nucleotides long. RefSeq names its product pH-response regulator protein palA/rim20. Bases 1 to 2475 code for a protein of 824 amino acids. The transcript has 4 exons. Gene Ontology annotation, cellular component: endosome. Gene Ontology annotation, molecular function: protein binding. The record is from RefSeq and is a predicted model, not a curated record. Lineage: Eukaryota; Fungi; Ascomycota; Dothideomycetes; Pleosporales; Didymellaceae.